GAGCGGUAAAGGUUAUAGAAGCAAAAUAAAGAGGGGAAAAAGCAUAUUCUUCCCCAAGAAACCUUAUAUUUAAAUUAAAAACACACGCUCGCACUUUCUUCUAUCAGUCUCUUCACGCAGCCCACUGAUCAAACAUUCUUCUUCUUUCUUUCUCUCUCUCUCUCGCUUCGUUUUCGUCGAUAUUAGGGUUCUUACCGGAAAACCACAACAACAACCGAAAAUGCAUUCCAGUAACUUGCUUAUCGAAGAACCUAUUCGCAUGAUCUCAAUACUCGAGCCAGCCAAAUCCAGUUUCUUUCCUGCAAUGACUAGGAUCGUUGGUACAUUGGGACCUAAAUCUCGUUCAGUUGAUGUUAUUUCUUCUUGUCUCAAAGCUGGAAUGUCUGUGGCUCGUUUCGAUUUCUCUUGGGGUGAUGCUGAAUAUCACCAGGAGACUUUGGAGAAUUUGAAGACUGCUAUCAAAACUACUAAGAAGCUAUGUGCUGUUAUGUUGGACACAGUAGGUGCUGAGAUGCAGGUUGUUAACAAAAACGAGACAUCAAUUUCGCUUCAGGCUGAUAGUCAGGUUAUUCUGACUCCUGAUCAGGGACAGGAAGCUUCUUCAGAGAUACUGCCAAUCAAUUUUGAUGGACUGGCCAAGUCAGUGAAGACGGGAGACACCAUCUUCGUUGGUCAAUACUUGUUCACAGGAAGUGAAACUACUUCCGUAUGGCUAGAGGUAGCUGAAGUUACAGGGCAGGACGUUGUUUGUACUGUAAAAAAUUCGGCAACAUUGGCUGGGGCAUUGUUUACCUUGCAUGGAUCUCAAAUUCAUAUUGAUUUGCCGACCCUCACUGAGAAAGACAAGGAGGUUAUAAGCACCUGGGGAGUAAAAAACAAAAUUGAUUUUCUAUCAUUGUCAUAUACUAGGCAUGCUGAAGAUGUUCGCCAGGCACGUGAAUUCCUUUCUACAUUAGGUGAUCUUAGCCAAACUCAAAUUUUCGCGAAGAUUGAAAACGUUGAGGGAUUGACCCAUUUUGAUGAGAUUCUACAAGAAGCAGAUGGUAUUAUCCUUUCUCGUGGGAAUUUGGGCAUUGAUCUUCCACCAGAGAAGGUAUUUUAUUUCCAAAAAUCUGCCCUUUACAAGUGUAAUAUGGCUGGGAAGCCUGCUGUGCUCACACGUGUUGUGGAUAGCAUGACCGACAACUUAAGACCAACACGUGCGGAAGCCACCGAUGUCGCCAAUGCUGUUUUAGAUGGAAGUGAUGCAAUUCUUCUGGGUGCCGAGACUUUACGUGGGUUAUACCCUGUCGAGACUAUCUCUACAGUUGGCAGGAUUUGUUCAGAAGCUGAGAAAGUUUUCAAUCAAGAACUUUUUUUUAAGAGGACAGUCAAAUAUGUGGGAGAACCCAUGACCCAUUUGGAAUCCAUAGCAUCCUCUGCGGUACGUGCAGCUAUUAAGGUGAAGGCUUCUGUUAUCAUUUGCUUCACUUCAUCUGGAAGGGCUGCAAGAUUGAUAGCAAAAUAUAGGCCAACAAUGCCUGUUCUCUCUGUUGUGAUACCCAGACUUAAGACAAAUCAGCUAAAAUGGAGCUUUAGUGGAGCUUUUGAGGACCAACUACCAACACAUUUGUGGGAAAGCUUAUUUACUUCUAAUGCAAGGCAAUCACUUAUUGUAAGAGGUCUCUUUCCCAUGCUCGCUGAUCCUCGACAUCCUGCUGAAUCAACAAGUGCUAGUAACGAGUCUAUUCUCAAGGUAGCACUUGAUCAUGGAAAAAUGGCGGGAGUUAUAAAGCCACAUGAUAGAGUGGUUAUUUGCCAGAAAGUUGGAGAUGCAUCUGUAGUCAAGAUAAUCGAGCUUGAAGAUUAAGUGAUUCACACAGUUGAAGCUUUUCUUUUUUGUCUUUUUGGUUAUCACUAAGUUUUGGAAGGAGCAGAUCGUUCUGCUUUCACGAUUUGAAGUUAUCUCCACUGGGUUUUGGUGGCUAGUUAUUAUACUUUCUUUUCUUAUGUAUUGAAAAUGAAUGUUAGGCUAAUUAUUAAUUAGUACUGGUUGAUAUCAUACUUAACAUAGGGAACAUGCCCUUGCAAUUUUUUGGAACUGGAUUGAGUUGCAAUCCAAAUAGAAACAGAAUUUUUGCAGUUAGUAUUUGUUAACUUGAACUAAAUAUAUUAUAGAUUAUCUUUA
Trifolium pratense (red clover) is the source of this 2167-nucleotide messenger RNA. Its product is annotated as pyruvate kinase 1, cytosolic. The transcript is spliced from 17 exons. Gene Ontology annotation, molecular function: potassium ion binding; pyruvate kinase activity; magnesium ion binding. The record is from RefSeq and is a predicted model, not a curated record. Gene Ontology annotation, biological process: glycolytic process. Gene Ontology annotation, cellular component: cytoplasm. NCBI's taxonomy places the organism in Eukaryota, Viridiplantae, Streptophyta, Magnoliopsida, Fabales, Fabaceae. Bases 221 to 1849 code for a protein of 542 amino acids.